UUUCCAUAUGACCUAAGGCCACCAUUGGCAAAAAAUUUUAUUUUAAGUUUGCAAUCUCUUGAAACAGCUGGAGUGGGGAAGACAUCCAUCAUUUUAUCCCUUGUUAGUGAAGAAUUCCCAGAAUUUGUACCUGCAAAGUCAGAGGAAAUCACCAUACCUCCAGAAGUGACUCCUGAGAAGGUGCCAACUCACAUAAUAGAUUAUUCACGCCAGGACCAGACGCUUAAUGAGCUGGCAGGAGAAAUCCAGAGAGCAGAUGCUAUCUGCAUCAUUUAUGCUGUGGAUGAUCCAGAAUCAUUUAGUGCCAUCACUGCUAAGUGGAUCCCUUUCAUCAGGAAGGUCCUUAACUACGACGAGGAAGAAGAGAAUGUCUUGCAUAAACCAAUCAUUCUAGCAGGGAACAAGGUUGACCUAAUAGAAGAGUCCAGCAUGGAUGAUGUUGUCCCAUUAAUGAGUAUGUACCCAGAGAUAGAGACAUGCGUCUUUUGUUCUGCGAAGACCUUGCGCAACAUAUCAGAGCUCUUCUACUAUGCACAGAAGAGUGUGCUGCAUCCUACCCUCCCCCUGUACGUUACGGAGGAGCGAGAGCUUUCAGACAAUUGCAAGGCUGCUCUCACUCGCAUUUUCAAGAUCUGUGAUCAAGAUAAUGAUGGUCUCAUGAGUGAUGAGGAGUUGAUGGAGUUUCAGAAAAGGUGCUUCUCUACCCCACUUGCACCAGAAGCAUUGGAGGAGGUGAAGCAGGCUGUCAGGAAAGCUGUCCCAGAUGCCAUCUCUAACAACUCUCUCACACUGAAAGGGUUCCUGGUCUUGCACAAGAUGUUCAUACAACGAGGGUACCAUGAGACAACAUGGACUGUUCUGAGGAAGUUUGGUUAUACUGAUUCCCUUAGUUUGUCCCAGGAUUACCUCCAUCCUAAACUGAAAGUGCCAAGUGGGUCCCGAAUGGAGUUGUCACCUGUUGGCAUCCAAUUCCUUACAAAUCUGUUCCACAAGUAUGAUAGAGACCGAGAUUUGGCACUUUGUCCAGUUGAACUCAAUGACCUCUUCUCCACGUGUCCAGGAGGGAACAUCCCAUGGGGACCACAAGUUUUCUAUGCUGUCUCCACCAAUGACAAGGGAUGGAUGACCCUUCAAGGCUUUCUAUCCAUGUGGGUGAUGGCAACAUUCAUUGACAUCCAGAAGACCAUGGAGUACCUGGCCUACUUUGGCUAUGUCAUUUCAGAUACAGAGGAUCAGACCUCGGCUGUUACAGUGCUGAGAGAAAAAGACCAGCUUCAGGGAUCAAGAAGCACAUAUCUGUGCCAUGUAAUUGGAUUAAGAGGUGUUGGCAAGACCACGCUUUGUCAGGGACUCAUUGGCCGGAAGCUGAAGGAUGUGAAUAACCUGUCAGAAGAGAAUGUCCCUACCUAUACAACCAACAAGGUGAUGGUUUAUGGGCAUGAGCGUUACCUGAUCCUGAGGGAAGUGAAUGUGAUGUCUGUCUCUGAUGCUCUUCUCCCAUCUCAACUCAACUGUGAUGUUGCCUGUCUGGCCUAUGAUGUAUCCAAUCCCUCCUCCUUUGAGGCCAUUGCCAAGCUCUACCUGAAGUACUUGAGUGAGAGUAGUGUGCCAUGCAUGGUGGUGGCAUGCAAGGGAGAUAAGCCAAGUGUUUCUCAAGAGUAUCUGGUGCAACCAGAGGAUUUCUGCCACACCCACCGCCUCCCCCACCUGGCCAAGUGGAGUGGGACCCUAGAAGGGGAUGCAGCCAGGGCCAUCUACACCAAGCUGGCCACCAUGGCCACUUAUCCGUUUUUUCGACGCUAUGGGCUGACACAGGGGAGUUCAUCAUCUUGGGUCCAACUGGGCCUGGGCAUCUCUUCUGCUGCUGCCCUUGCUUGUCUCCUCUUCCUACUCUACCGCUCUCGCAGAGUGUCUUAGUAGAAGACAUGUCAAGGCAUUAUAGUAAACCUAGUCACCAGUUAAGAAUCCCUCUUCUGCAUUUACAAAUCCAAGUCGAGUAUCAAUGGUUGUCCACUCCUCUGAUCGUGCAAGACCAGAUUCGAUUCUUGUGAUAUAUUUUACAGGAUUCCAUGUUUUGCUCGCUGCUACUUUGUUCUUGGAAUUAGGGUUUGUUGUUGGUACAAUAAAAACUGCAUUUUUUUA
Darwinula stevensoni is the source of this 2142-nucleotide messenger RNA. The record is from the annotation of a GenBank genome assembly. NCBI's taxonomy places the organism in Eukaryota, Metazoa, Arthropoda, Ostracoda, Podocopida, Darwinulidae.